This is a messenger RNA of Beta vulgaris subsp. vulgaris (sugar beet), 3004 nucleotides long. Its product is annotated as DEAD-box ATP-dependent RNA helicase 48. The coding region runs from base 91 to 2451 and encodes 786 amino acids. Gene Ontology annotation, molecular function: nucleic acid binding; RNA helicase activity; ATP binding. The record is from RefSeq and is a predicted model, not a curated record. Lineage: Eukaryota; Viridiplantae; Streptophyta; Magnoliopsida; Caryophyllales; Amaranthaceae. The transcript is spliced from 10 exons.
AGACAACCAAGCAAAUAAGUCAUCUUCGAGCUAAAACCUUAAACCCUAAACCCUAAACCCUCACUUCCAAAGUUCCAACUCAGAAACACCAUGAUAACCACCCUCAUCUUUCGCGAAACACCCAGAAUCUUCCGACGCCGUCCACCAUUCUCUCUCCUCUGGGCCCGGCCCAUGGGUGGCGGCCCAAGAACCUUCCCGGGCGGGCUCAACAAGUGGCAAUGGAAGCGCCUCCACGAGAAGAAAGCCCGUGACAAGGAAAAACGCCUUCUCGACCAGGAGAAGCAGCUCUACCAGGCCCGUCUCCGCUCCCAAAUCCGGGCUGACGUUUCGGGCCUCCCAGCCCAGCUCCAGGGCCCAUCCCACUCCCCCAUGUCGCCCAAGGCCCAAAUCAAGGCCCUCGCCGACCGUUUUAUCAAACCGGGCGCUGAGGAUUUGUGGAACGACGAUGAUGGGCCCGUACAUUCUCCUCCUAGGCCCGGCCCAAACAAGCCCAUUGGAGGUACUGUAGGUGAUUCUUUUAGUUUUUGUGGGAAUAUGCAGCAAAAGAGGGGGUUUUGUAUGCAGAGAAAUAAUGAUGGUUUUGCGAAUUUAUUGAGUUUGAUGAGUUUUGGGGGUAAUUUUGAGCAGAAGAGGGGUUACCCGGGUAAUGUGAGGGGGAAAGUGAAGAAGAAGUUUUAUAAUCGGAGAGUUGGGAGUUCGUCGAGUGAUGAUGAUGAGGAAAAUUAUGGGAGAGUGAGUGAGAAUGCGAGGUGGCCGAGGUUUAGGUUGGAAGGGGGUGGAAAUGGGAGUGUGGAGAAGGGAGAAAAGGGUGGUUUUAAGAGUGUUAGAAGGUUUAUGGGGAAUGCUACUUUAGGGAAGUAUGAUGUGAAGGUCACAAAAAGGCGGAUUGUGAAGGAAUUAGAGGAGUAUGCGGAUCAUGAAGAUGAAGAGGGUGAUUUGGCUGAGAAUAUCUAUGUGAUUAAGCAUGAAAUCCUUGAGCGUAAGCGGGAGGAAGAAGCACGAGAGAUAAGCAAUGAGGAUGAUUUUGUUGCCUCUGGAAAGAGAUUCGAGGACUGUGGCAUAUCACCCCUGACAGUUAAGGCAUUAACUGCUGCUGGUUAUACUGUGAUGACUAGGGUACAAGAAGAUACUUUGUCUGCUUAUCUGGAGGGUAAGGAUGCUUUAGUUAAAUCUAGAGCUGGGACAGGAAAAACCGCUGCUUUUCUGCUUCCUGCAAUUGAAACAGUUUUGAAGGCUAUGGUCAGUGGCAAAGCUCAGCGUGUGCCUCCUAUAUAUGUUCUUAUUCUUUGCCCCACAAGAGAGCUUGCUAGUCAGAUUGCUGCAGAAACAAGGGUUUUGCUGAAGUAUCAUGAUGGCUUAGGUGUCCAAAUGCUUGUGGGUGGUUCACGUUUUAAAGAUGACCAGAAACGCGUAGAAUUGGAUCCUUGCCAGAUUCUAGUUGCUACCCCUGGUAGAUUACUGGAUCACAUUGAGACUCGGUCAAGCUUGUCUGCAAGAUUGAUGGGGCUUAAAAUGCUCGUACUCGACGAAGCUGAUCAUCUGCUAAAUCUUGGAUUUCGAAAGGACAUGGAAAAAAUCGCUGAUUGUUUACCUCGUCGACGUCAGUCUUUACUGUUUUCUGCAACAGUCCCAAAAGAGGUUCGACGGAUCUCUCAGCUUGUUCUUAAAAGGGAGCAUGCUUUUAUUAACACUGUAGAUACAGGUUGUCCAGAUUCUAAUUCUAAGGUGAAGCAGUCUUUUAUUAUUGCUCCUCAUGAUGUGCAUUUUCAAGUAGUGUACGAACUUUUGAAGGACCAUAUUUCAAAAUUGCCAGAGUACAAGGUUAUUGUUUUCUGUACGGCUGGAAUGGUGACUUCACUUAUGUACCUUCUCCUCCGUGAAAUGAGAUUAAAUGUCAGGGAGAUACAUUCGAGAAAGCCGCAACUCUACCGUUCUCGCAUAAUUGAGGAGUUUAAGCAAUCAAAACGACUGAUUCUAAUUUCAUCUGAUGUAUCAGCUAGAGGGAUGAAUUAUCCUGAUGUUACUUUGGUUAUUCAGGUUGGAACUCCCUCUGAUAGGGAGCAAUAUAUACAUCGCCUUGGGAGGACUGGUCGUGAAGGGAAAGAGGGUGAAGGUAUUUUGCUGCUUGCACCGUGGGAAGAACAUUUCUUGGAGGACAUAAAGGAUUUGCCUGUUGAAAGGUCUUCUGCACCACAUAUUGACCAAUUUACAAAAUCAAAGAUGGAGGAAUCAAUGGCAAAGAUUGAUACCAGUGUGAAAGAAGCUGCAUAUCAUGCUUGGCUUGGUUACUAUAAUUCUCAGAGGGAGUUAGGCAGGGAUAAGACUUCACUUGUCCAAUGGGCGAACCAAUUUUGCGAGUCAAUUGGUUUGGAGAAACCUCCUGCACUUUUCAGAAAAACAGUUGUGAAAAUGGGCCUAAAAGAUAUUCCUGGCAUUCGUAUAAGGAAAUAGCAGUAUAGCGAAGUCGAAACCUGCUCUUAUCUCCAGCGACGACUAUAUGGUGGACCUGUGACUGCUGUUGAAGAUUAUCAAUGUAACAAGGGAACCCAAAAAGAAAUUCAGAAGCCUGGCUCCAAUGUACAGUUCUUUAGAGAGAAGAAAAAAUACAGACUACUGUUGUCUCUUAUAUGCAACUUCUUGGUGGCCAAUCGAAACAUGCUGAUAUACCAAUCAAAGAAUUGUAUAGGUAGAUCUUUAACGAAGCGAUCUUUUGGAGGUUCCGUCAAGCUUCGAUGAGUUCUUAGUGAGGUGAAAUUCAUAUGAUUCCUUGUUGGAGGUUCAGUGAAGCCCUUGAAGAGAAAAAGUAAGGACAUUUGGUUUCAUAAAGCAUUAUGGUCAUGCAAGGAGAAAAUUAUAAGUUGAUGAUAGUUCAUUGGUGAAACAAUCAUUUAGUUAUGUUAUUUCGGAUUAGGCUUGGUUUCUAAUUAAUCUGACUUUUUUGCCCGAAUAUUUUUGUGUCGUCUUAUAAUAAAAUUGCUUAGGAAUAAGCAUGUUCAAUUACAAA